This is a messenger RNA of Saxophila tyrrhenica, 726 nucleotides long. RefSeq lists its product as uncharacterized. Lineage: Eukaryota; Fungi; Ascomycota; Dothideomycetes; Mycosphaerellales; Extremaceae. The coding region runs from base 1 to 726 and encodes 241 amino acids. The transcript has a single exon. The record is from RefSeq and is a predicted model, not a curated record. Gene Ontology annotation, molecular function: oxidoreductase activity, acting on the CH-OH group of donors, NAD or NADP as acceptor.
AUGCCCACCAUCCUGAUAUCAGGCGCCGCCAAUGGGCUCGGGGCUGCCUUCGUGGAGGCAUACAGGUCGCAGCCAGAGACCAGAAUCAUCGCCAUUGACAGAAGUCCGCUGAAAACUCCUCACGACAAUGUACACUGCCAUACCGUCGACAUAGCGGAUGAAGACUCGGUCAAUGCCUUCGCUCAAGACAUCAAAGGUCACCCUAUAGAUCUGGUAAUCCACUCCGCCGGCAUCCGAGGUCUCGUACCGAGCGCGGAAGACCGGCAUCCAAACAAUGUCGCCGCCUGCGAGACGAUGGAGGUAAUGGACGCAGCAACCAUGACCAGGACCUUCCAAAUCAACGCACUGGGAACAUUUCAACUCUUUCGAGCCAUCCUGUCUAAUCUCAAGGCAGCCUCCAAUUCAAAAGUCAUCGUCAUGUCAUCCCGGAUGGGCUCAAUCGGCAACAAUCAAGUACCCAACAAGGACGCCGGCAGCGCCUACGCCUACCGAGCUUCCAAGGCGGCGCUGAAUACCAUUGUCCGCUCGUUUGCGGCGGAUGUGCCGGAGGUCUGCUUCAUUCUCUGCCAUCCAGGCCGAGUCGAGACCAAGCUGGUGCGAUGCAAAGAGGAAGGCGCCAUCACCGCGGAGGAGAGCGUGCAGUCCCUCCUCCCACUUAUCGAGCGAUGGCGCAAAGACGACAGUGGCAAGUUCUACGACCGCUUUGGCGAGACGAUACAGUGGUAG